AUGAUGCCAAUGUUGGAGCAAAAGCGGUCGCUUGGUACCGAUAUGAGAGACCAACCAUCAAAUCCUUUUGACCUUUCCAAUUACACAGUACGAGAUGAUUCGGAGAUAACCACAAGUGAUGAAGACUCCAGCACUAUUUCAUCAAAUAGCGAUCAGCUAGUGGAGUUAACUAGUGGCCCCGUUUUUGGUCUUCCAACUACUGUUUCCGAAAAAAGAGUAUCUUCAUGGUUUGCUACUAGAUCCAAAUCUUCAGGUGUCGUUGAUGAGCUUAGUAGCAGCGAGGUUCAACCUAUUGCACUUACAUCAUUCAGGAGAAGCUUGUCUUUAUUAUUUAGAAGAGAAAGCUCACCUGAGAGAGGUGGAGACACAGAUCACGAGAGUGAUGGAAGGAAAAAAGACGCUGAAGAACUGGAGAAUGCUAAGAAAAAACAGGCGGCAGAGAUAAAGUCUUGGAAGAAGUGGAAAGGAAGACAUUUCCAUCGCAAGAAUGGCAUCAGUACUGAACCUGAACUUGAACUUGAACAUAAUGGUCGGGAGUGGGAAAAAGACAAUUCAUUUGAUACGUGUGAAAUUGGUAAAAUCGACGUGGUAGAUCUGGAAGCAGAUGCUUCUAUCACAGAAUAUGAUGUAAGUAUGAAAAAGAACGAGGUUAAUUAUGCUAGAUUGACGAGGAUUGACAUCAAGGACUUAUAUCCAGACGUGGCUUCUAUUGGUCAAGACGCUGACGGCGAAGACGCUUAUCCGGGCGACGAGGACAGCGAAAUGAGUUCCUUAGAGGCCCAGUCAAAUAAAUUAAAGGUUAAGUUUGUCGACGAACUAUCUCAUCCAGAGAAAUCUACAAAACCCGUUAAAUCACCUCACGACACAUAUUCGACUGCUUCUUCAGAGUAUGAAUCACGAGAAUCAGAACGCACUACGAUCCCGUCUAAAUACGAGGUGGUUAUAGAAGAGCCACUUAUUGAGGAGCAAGAGAAAGAUCAAAAUCUUGAGCAGCAGAAUAUUCAUACCGAUGAUUUACAGACUGGUGAUGCCAAUUCUAUGAUUUAUAACUAUAUUUACGAGAGCCCAAAUGCCAAGAAUAAGUCCAUUGACCUUUGGCAGGUUGAUCCACAUUCAGUUACCUUUGCAAAAUUCAAUCAGAUUGUCCAGCUAUUGAAUGGCGAUCCACAGAAGAUUCGUUUUAGAGACUCUUUAGUGGAGGUUUUGGAUUAUACACUUUCCUUAGCUGUUCAAAAAGAUGAAUCAGUAAAUAAAAUGGAAACAGAUUAUCAGAAGUUAAAGGAAACAUAUGAUAUGGAGUCAAGGGUUCAAGCUGUUACCGAAAAGGAAAUUAAUCAGCUACGCGAGCAGAUCAAGAUUCUACAGAACGAGCUAACGACGAAAAAAGAUGAGCUACAUGACGCUUCUACAGAGGCUUCCGCACGUGAUAAAGAGGUUGAAGAGUUGAAGAGCCAGCUAGAAUCUUUGAAUGCCACUUUAUCGGAGAAGGAAGCUGAACCAAUUGCGCUAAAAGAACAAUGGGAUAAGGAACGGGAACAGAUGCUGUAUGAACAAGCUCAAGCAGCAAAGAAAUCCAAAGCCUGUGAGCAAGAAUAUAACACUUUAAAAGAGGAGUACAAUGCUUUAAAGGUGAAGUGGAAGAACAUUCAGUUCGAUUACUCAAGAAUAGAGACAGAGAAGAAGGCAUUGGAUGACAAAUUCCAUUCCACUGUUGCUUCACUAACAGCGAAGGAAUCCACAGAAAGACAGCUUAUGGAAGAGAACCAUCAAUUAGAAGCAACUGUAAAAUCCAAAAUAGUGGCAUUGGAAAGAGCAAACAGAGGCAACCUGCAGUUGCAACUUGAUUGCAAGAGAGAGAGAAGUAAGUUACUUGAUCUAAAAGAAGAUAACAAAUACUUAAAAAGCUACGUUGAUCUAAUGGAAUACUUGAAAUUAGAAUCGCUACAGUUUAUGUUGCAAUUCGUGGCCAACUUUAGAAAGAGCAUCACCGAAGAGGAAUACAUGGACGUCCAGGAUCUAAUAAAUAGCUGCAGCAGGCUUAAACCAUUCAGCCCCAAUAGGAAGUUUUCAAAUGCAGAAAUCCUUGAGAAGACAGAACUUGAUCAAUCCCUUAUCUCUAAAAUGUAUCAAGUUGCAAUGAAGAAUGUAUUAUACUUAGUAUCUAACAAGUUCAUUGAAAUACAGAGAUCUAAUAAGUUCCUUACAGAACAGCUUAUUGAACUAAGAAAAGACGUGGCCGAUAAAGAAGAAUAUAUUAAACUUUUAGUAGCAGAUACAGAUGGAUUAAGGAGUAAAUUGGAACGCUACAGGCCAAGCCACCUAAGUAAUACGGAGGAUGCCCACAAACCAAUCCAUGCCAGGCCAAUCAGGAUGGAAAAGAAGUUAAAUAAGAGGUGA
Messenger RNA from Eremothecium sinecaudum, 2397 nucleotides. It is a transcript of the gene SPO21, whose product is annotated as Spo21p. The record is from RefSeq and is a predicted model, not a curated record. NCBI's taxonomy places the organism in Eukaryota, Fungi, Ascomycota, Saccharomycetes, Saccharomycetales, Saccharomycetaceae. Bases 1 to 2397 code for a protein of 798 amino acids. The transcript has a single exon.